GCCUUUAGGUAUCUUCAUAAAUUAUUUUUUAAACAGUGCGAUUCUAAUUUACUUCUUUAAAUCUUGUGAUUUACGGGAAAUCACGACAAACGAUUUACAUAGGCUAUGUAGUUUAUGUGGGCGGGGAAGUUGAAGGAGUGAAAUCUUAUUCAUGUAUACUACUGUAGCGCAGCUUGCACUCCGGAGGACGGACGGGUAGGGCGUCAUUUUCGCGGAUCUGGUCUCAAAAGAGUGAUAACUCUCUUUACAUGUAUUCUACCGCAUAAAUUGUGACUACAAAGACAAACUACAGAAGGAACACCACCAUUACCACUGAAUGUCAAUCUACCCGCAUCUUCAGACAUGGAAGCCUUUUCUGACAACUCGUCUGUGACCGAUUCCACGUUUGGAAGAAGUGUUGUGUGGAUCCAGUUGGUCAUGGCCGUUAUAAGCGUUGUGGGAUCCGGCUCCAUAGUUGUGUUUGCACCUUUCCAGAACCUGCUCGGCAAACGCGAGGUAAGCGCACUGUUCUUCAUGAGCCUGGCAGACUUGCUGGUGAGUUUCACCUGGCUCAUCGGACCGGUCCUUUUAACUCAGACCUGCGACAACCGCACCGCCUGCUAUAACCUGCAUGCGGUUGAACAGAUAUUUUACAUCUCGUCCUUUUUUUAUACUCUCAACUACAUGUGGGUGCUGUACUUGCGCUUGAAGGAGGACUACUGUAGGAACAUGACCAGUCAGCCCAGUCUGCCCCCUGUGAGGACUUGCUCAUUGACCAAGGUGGCCCUAGUUUUAUCGUGUGUCCUGCCCGUGCUGCUAAUGGUUCCGGUUUUCGUUGUAGGGAACAAGUUCAGCUGUUCCAGGAAUCUCAGCCAGGCUUACGAGUGUCUCAUGAUGCACACCUGGGUGCUGAAUGGGUCUUCAGAUUUUGGGGGAGGCGAAUCCUGUGACCGCAUCCACACCUACAGCGUCACCAUUUUUGUCAUCACCUUCUUUGCCAGUUCCAUUGGCAUUUUGGUGUUGCUGAGGAAGGUGCGCUCCCUGUACGCGCGCUGUGUGGUCUCGGCCCACGGUGCGCUGGACGCCAGGGAGUGGGCCAGCCUGGGAGUGCUUCAGGUGCAGACCACGCUUUACUCAGCCGCCUUCGCGGUCUGCUGGUUCCCAGCUGUCGUGCUGGCUAUCGCGAUCCUGUGCACACUACAGGAAACACAUUGGCUGUUUUCCAUCCUUUACAUGCUACAGGUGUUCACAUCCCCCUCCCAGGGCUCUCUGAACUGCCUCCUGUACGGAUGGGUGCGGCAUCGCUACCGCUCCCUCAAAGCCCUGGAGCAGCGCGACGCCGCUACCCAGACUCCCCUGCUGCGCGCGCAGAAACAGAGCAGGUCCAGCGAGGCACAGGCUGACUGAGCCGCAGAACGCACAUGGGCGGGGAAAGAGCACGGAAGACUCAGACCUCAGGAGGAGCAGGGCUGUGGGCUGAGGUGGCCAUUCCAGUGGGAGAACACUAGUCUGAGAGCCAGAGCUCUGAUGCGUUAGCCAACCAAAUGACUUACUGGUCUGGUAAUGUCAUUUUUCGCUCUCAUUGAAACUGAAAAUGGAACUGUUUGCCCAAAAAGAGGUGAAACACAGGGAUUUGUUCACAGAAGUUAUUUAUUUAUUGCCCCCCCCCCCCCCCCCCCCAUUUCACUGGAUACUGCAGACAAGACUGAAAGCACAACGAGGUAUGAGGACAAAUGAAACCAGUUUCAGUUACAGUGCCAACCCAAGUCAAACUUCAGCACUAGUGUAACCUCUAAGCAGGUUCAUAUUUCGGUGAUUUUCUCAGAACUUCUUGACCUCUUCAGUAGGUAGUAAUUUGAUAUGUAUGGUGGAAGCACUGUUUGAACAUUUUCAUUUCCCAAUUUUGACAUGAUGUAAAACAGCUGACAUGGUUGCAGCAAGGUAUAUUUUGUGGUGUGUGGACGGAGUGGAGAGGCUGCCAGUGAGUAUAAACUAAAUGGAUAGUAUUCAUUGUAUAACAUUUUCUCUAGAAUUGGAAUGUUGCUUUAGUACAAAGUAAAAUUCCUGGUAAAUGCAGGGACAUUUUCAUGUUGAACAGAUUCAUCAUAUAUAUUCAAAAUGCUCGAGUAAUACAUUCAAUUUAGAAUUUGCUUCAAAAUAUUGAACAUCUUUGUUCCAAUAUGGAACAAAGAUGUUGUUGUCAGCUCUAGUCAAUAAGAGUGCAAUUAUAUGGGAAUCAUCUCCGCAUCAUGGUGGAUUACUUGCUGGUAUUAUAUUUUAUUUUACAGUGGUGCAUGAGUUUCAAUGCUGCUUUGCAAAAAAAAAAAAGUGCUUUGAUAGUUAUUGUAAGCAGUCCCGCUACUUUGGGGUUCUGCUUUGGCAUAAACCUGACAACAUAGAAUUUUCACUUUUUUAUUGUGUGCAUGUGUGUUUGUGUCCGUGUGUGUCAAGUCGCAUGACCACACAUUUGUGCAUUGGUUCAAUUCUAGAAUAUCGUAUACUGUAUCUUACUCAUUUUGAUGAUACCCAUGUUUUCUUAUGUGCAUAAAACAUAUUUAAUAUCAACGAAA
Molecule: messenger RNA, 2549 nt
Organism: Conger conger (European conger)
Lineage: Eukaryota; Metazoa; Chordata; Actinopteri; Anguilliformes; Congridae
Product: transmembrane protein 116-like
Exons: 11
Coding region: 343-1386 (347 amino acids)
Biological process (GO): adenylate cyclase-activating G protein-coupled receptor signaling pathway
Cellular component (GO): plasma membrane
Molecular function (GO): G protein-coupled receptor activity
Source: RefSeq, a predicted model, not a curated record